CUUCCAGGAAAAUGUGAAGUCCAAAAAAACACACCAUAUCUACCUAAUAAGAUUGAGAAAGUGAGAGAAAAUCGUCAAUGGCUUCUGCUCUCCCCAACCAUUAUCUCUCCUUCUCUCUUCUCUCUCCUUCGACUCGCUUUCCGUCUAAAUCCACGAAUGUCCCCAAAACCCUAGCUUUUGCCAGAACCCCUAGCCCCAGAUCUCUCGCCUCUCAAGUUUCUAGAAGGCGCUUUGGAGGUUCUCUCAGAGCCGCCGAAACUGAACCCGAGACAGUUAAUGAAGAAGAGAACCAGGUUCCAGUAGACCAACCUGAAAACAAGGAGGAGCAAGAAGAUUUGCCUAGUAUGAAGGUGCUCGUUCAAGCUUACAAGAAAGCUAUACUGGAUGGAGAUGAAAAGGGUGUUUCAGAAAUAGAGGCAGCAAUAAGACUCGUGAAGAACGAGAAGAAUAGAUUGUCCCUCAAAUUUGUAGAAUUAACUACAGAAAUAGCUUCUGGGAAGAGCAAUUUUCUUCGUCUGAAAGCUGAUUUUGAAAAUUAUAGAAAGAGAACUGAGAAAGACCAUCUAAGUUUAACAUCUAAUGCCCGAGGGGAAGUUAUUGAGAGUCUUUUGCCUUUAGUCGACAGUUUUGAGAGAGCCAAGCAGAAUUUGAAUCCAGAAACAGAAAAGGAGAAAAAGAUUGACACGAGUUAUCAAGGUAUAUACAAACAGUUUGUGGAGAUAAUGAGAUGCUUGAGGGUGGCUGUAGUAGGGACGGUCGGGAAACCAUUUGAUCCUUCAAUCCAUGAGGCAAUUGCUCGAGAAGAGUCUCAGAAAUUUAGGGAAGGCAUUGUAACACAUGAAAUCCAACGUGGUUUUGUUCUUGGAGACCGACUUCUGAGAUCGGCUAGAGUUAAAGUAUCCAGUGGUCCUGGUCCAUUGAAGGUUCCAUUGGCCACUAUGGAAAGCUCCGAGGAUACAAUAGCGAUGCCAAAUAGUAACUAAUUGUGCAUAUAGUUUACAUUUUAGCUCUUUAUUGGUAUGGUUCUUCUCUAACUAAACCACCAGUUUAUGAUUUGAGCAUUUUUAGAUGGUAAAUAGGAAAAUUUUGAAAUGUUGCGUAUCAAGGAGAUGAUACAACUUUGUGAAAAACUUGUACUAUUUGUGAUGUCAAAAUUGAAUACAGAUUGAACCCUUUGGUAGAUCGAUGAAGUGUUGAUAACUCUCUUUGUAUGUUCGGUUGGGUUGUUAAGUUUGUUUAGAACUUUAAUUAGAAA
Messenger RNA from Asparagus officinalis (garden asparagus), 1255 nucleotides. RefSeq names its product protein GrpE. NCBI's taxonomy places the organism in Eukaryota, Viridiplantae, Streptophyta, Magnoliopsida, Asparagales, Asparagaceae. Gene Ontology annotation, biological process: protein folding. The record is from RefSeq and is a predicted model, not a curated record. The transcript is spliced from 3 exons. Gene Ontology annotation, cellular component: chloroplast. Gene Ontology annotation, molecular function: protein-folding chaperone binding; adenyl-nucleotide exchange factor activity; protein homodimerization activity. Bases 78 to 983 code for a protein of 301 amino acids.